UCUGACAGUCCUAGAAAUGAAACUGUCCAGCACACUGCUCAUCAAACUGAUUCAGGAACGCCUGAAGGAAGAGGACUGCGUCAGGCGGGGCUGGAUUCUGGAUGGCAUCCCUGAGACUCGGGAGCAGGCCCUGAUGAUCCAGACCCUCGGGAUCACCCCCAGACACGUCAGAAAUAGUCCAAAAUAUGGCAAGAGCAUGACACGCAAAGACGUUCCUCGGAGUGUUAUUACAGUGAAAAUUGUUAGUGUCAUUCCACAGCAAGAGAGACGUGAGACGAGUGAUUGGCCCACAAGAUCAGAUGUCUGGGACCUGCUGCCCCACGUGCCUGGUUGUGCUGUCUUCCUUCUCUGUCCAGUUGUGCUGAGCGCUCCAGACACCGUCCUGAUUGAGAGAAACUUGGGGAAGAGAAUCGACCCUCAAACGGGAGAGAUUUACCACACCACCUUUGACUGGCCCUCCGAAUCUGACGUUCAGAACCGCCUGCUAGUGCCGGGGGGCAUCUCGGAGCUGGAGACGGCGCGGAAACUGCUGGAGUAUCACAGGAACAUCAUCAGGAUCCUCCCCGCCUACCCCAAAAUCCUGAAAGUCAUCAAUGCUGACCAGCCGUGUGUGGACGUCUUCUACCAGGCUCUGACCUAUGCCCAAACCAACCAUCGAUCUAAUGCCCCGUUCACUCCGCGGGUGCUGCUCUGUGGGCCCCUGGGCAGUGGGAAAAGUCUGCAGGCGGCCCUCCUGGCCCAGAAAUAUGGCCUCGUCAAUGUCCACUGUGGGCAACUGUUGAAAGAGGCCGUAGCAGUCGAGUCAAAAUUCAGCGAGCUCAUCCAGCCCUAUUUUCAGAAGGAGAUGGCAGUCCCUGACAGCAUCAUCAUGAAGGUGCUGAGCCGGCGCCUGAGCCAGCAGGACUGCGUUCAGAAAGGCUGGGUGCUGCACGGCUUCCCCAAAGACCUGGACCAGGCGCACAUGCUGAACAGCCUGGGCUUCCAGCCCAACAGGGUGUUUUUCCUGAAUGUGCCAUUCGAUUCUGUCAUUGAGCGGCUGACCCUGAGGAGAGUCGAUCCCCUCACGGGAGAAAGGUACCACCUCACGUACAAGCCCCCCGCAACCGUGGAAGUCCAGGCGCGCCUCCUGCAGAACCCAAAGGAUACCGAAGAGCAAGUCCAGGUCAAAAUGGAUCUGUUCUACAGGAAUUGCGUGGAGCUGGAGGAGUUCUAUAAGCACGCCAUCACCGUCAACGCGGACCAGGACCCGUACACAGUGUUUGAAUACAUAGAGAGUGGGAUCAUUAACCCCCUGCCCAAGAAAGUCCCCUGAUGGGCUCCGAGCAGGGAGUAUCCCGAAGGGAAGCAAAGUUAGUGCCCUCCCAACCUCCCAGAACCUCAGCCGAGCCAAUAAAGAGCGCUGGGUGCA
Messenger RNA from Ailuropoda melanoleuca (giant panda), 1408 nucleotides. Its product is annotated as adenylate kinase 8. Lineage: Eukaryota; Metazoa; Chordata; Mammalia; Carnivora; Ursidae. Gene Ontology annotation, molecular function: ATP binding; AMP kinase activity. Bases 17 to 1312 code for a protein of 431 amino acids. The record is from RefSeq and is a predicted model, not a curated record. Gene Ontology annotation, biological process: nucleobase-containing compound metabolic process. The transcript has 11 exons.